This is a messenger RNA of Volvox carteri f. nagariensis, 1893 nucleotides long. RefSeq lists its product as uncharacterized. Gene Ontology annotation, biological process: interstrand cross-link repair; protein ubiquitination. The transcript is spliced from 5 exons. Lineage: Eukaryota; Viridiplantae; Chlorophyta; Chlorophyceae; Chlamydomonadales; Volvocaceae. Gene Ontology annotation, cellular component: nucleus. Bases 1 to 1893 code for a protein of 630 amino acids. Gene Ontology annotation, molecular function: ubiquitin protein ligase activity. The record is from RefSeq and is a predicted model, not a curated record.
AUGCGGUCAUGUCGCAGGGCCAGAACCAGGGACUUGGUGCCCCUCUUCAACCUCCCCACGGUGGUACUACCUGCCGCCAAUGGCGCCCGUCCGGCAGCCGCUGCUUCAAGCGACCUAGCAGAAAAAGAGUUGCUGCUGCAAAAGGUGCAGCGAGCUUACAGCGACAAGGAAAAGCAUGCAGCGGCGCCACCGGGGGGCUCAAUGUGGGGCCAUUUCUCCGUCGGCGUCGAAACCGGCACAACGGGGCGGCAACAUCAUCAUCAGCAGCAGCAGCAGCAGACGAUGACGCAGCUGAACGGCACUCGGGGAACGUCCUACGGGACCACCGCAUGGCAGUCAGCGGCGCUGGGGGGUGCAGGAGCCGCUAGCGGGGCUGCGCGGGUUGCAAAGGGUGGUGGUUCCCACCAUGGCAGCAACACCGGCAGCAGCAACAGUGGGCCCUUCUUCAAGCCUUUGUUCAGCGUGCAUCUGAAGGGCAGCCGGGUGCUGGCGCUAGAUGCGGCGGCCUCGAUAGUAUUGGCCUCGGAGGCGAGUUGCGGCUCAGCUGGCACAUCCAUUCGGAAAAUCAGUAUGUAUGCACCCGAGAGCUGCACCCACAUACGUCUUCAACCGGACUCUGGCAUCCUCCUGGACAUGCAGCUGCAGGCCGCUGCCGCUGCCAGCGGCGCCGCCGCAGGUUCACUGCGCUUGCUGGCCGUCGCUGCUCAGCGCUCUCACCUGUCCCUCGCAGACACGCGCACCGACAGCAUCGUGGGGUCGUUCAGCAACCUGCCGCAUCGGGCCGUGUGCUGCAGCUGGGUUCCACCGACGGCGGGCCGAGACGGUAGCGGCGGCGGCAGCAACUCCUCGGGGGCGUACGGCGGGCAUCAGCUGAUCGCUGGUCUGGCCAUGGGUCACCUGGCUCUGCUGGACAUUCGUCGACCUAAUGGACCGGUGGCAUCGAUGGCGGUGCUGCAGCAGCAGCAGCAGCAUAGCUGCGGGGAGCUGCCAGUGCGGACGGUGGCGGCGUUGCCGUGGUGCGAACCCCCGGUGGCGCCUGUUGUCAGCGCCAGCACGUUGUGGCCGGCCUGCGUGGUGUCGUGCGCAAAAGGCGCGUGGUUGAUGGCGGGCGGUGGCGACGGAGGCGGACUGGCGGCGGGGGAGCAGCCAACGCUGCUACGUCUGGAUGAAGGGUUUGGUGGCGGGGGCAUGCGGCUUGAGUCUCUAUCAGUGCAGUGUCCAGAUGGGUUCUGGCACGGCGGCGGCAGUAGGUGGGGAGGAGCCGAGGGAGGAGCCGAGGGAGGGGGCUUGCCGGACAGGCCGCCGUGGCGGGUGGUGAUGUCGUGGACGCCGGCGGAUGAUCUGAGUGGAGGAGGGGCCGGGACUGCAGCGGUGCCGCGACAUGAAGUCGGCUUGCUCCGUGAAAACCCCCAGGCGCCGUACAAGCACGAGGCUACAGUUACGGGCUACACCCGGCGGUCCAUUUGUACGGUCCGCAGCUGUCUGGUGCCGCUGCCGCCAUCCGCCGCCGCAUCACAACCCCUCAACAGCCAAUCCUCCAACCACAGCAACCACCACCAAGGCCGCCACGAAGGCGACGGCCGGGAUGGGGACGCGGUCAGGGACUCCCCUGGAGCUGGCGACGGCGUUCUCCUGGUCUCCAGCGACUACGACAGCCGGCAGCCGCUGAUCUGGUCAUUACGCCCCGGUGGUGGCGGUGGCGGCGGUGGUGGCGGUGGCGGUGGCGGUGGCAUUUCCUUGUUGCAGAGGCUGGAUCCUCACCCCGAGGGGCCUACCUGCAUGGUCGCCGCGAGUGCUGCUGGUGGCGCUGGUGGUGGUGGUGUUAGGGAUUGGUUUCUGGCAUGCGGAAGCAUGUCGCGUGUGACUCUGUACAUGCGCCGCGAUGUGUAUUAG